Cajanus cajan (pigeon pea) is the source of this 832-nucleotide messenger RNA. Its product is annotated as protein LIGHT-DEPENDENT SHORT HYPOCOTYLS 5. Gene Ontology annotation, biological process: response to light stimulus; mRNA transcription. NCBI's taxonomy places the organism in Eukaryota, Viridiplantae, Streptophyta, Magnoliopsida, Fabales, Fabaceae. The record is from RefSeq and is a predicted model, not a curated record. Gene Ontology annotation, cellular component: nucleus.
CUUCUCUCUCAUUUAUUCAAUUCAUUCAACUAGGCUUUUUUACGUCCCAUCAUCCCCUUCUCUUUCUUAACCCCAAACAAAUAAACAAAACCCUCUCUUCUCUUCCUCACCAGAAGAUCAUCCACACCAUUUCACCAAUCCAACACCUCUCCUCGUUACUUGCUACUCAUCCUCAUGGACGCUGCAUCGGCGCCGCCUCCUCAGCCGGAGGGAUCAUCACCGCCGCCGCCCAGCCGCUACGAGUCGCAGAAGCGCCGCGACUGGAACACCUUCUUGCAGUACCUGCGCAACCACAAGCCGCCAUUGACGUUGGCACGCUGCAGUGGCGCGCACGUCAUCGAGUUCUUGAAGUACCUCGACCAGUUCGGGAAAACCAAGGUGCAUGUGGUAGGGUGUCCGUAUUUCGGACAUCCUAACCCUCCUUCCCCAUGUGCCUGUCCUCUCAGACAGGCGUGGGGCAGCCUUGAUGCCUUAAUUGGACGACUCAGGGCGGCCUUCGAAGAAAAUGGAGGCCGCCCUGAGUCUAAUCCUUUUGCGACUCGGGCUGUCCGAAUUUACCUCAGAGAGGUUCGGGAAGCCCAAGCCAAGGCUCGAGGAAUACCCUACGAGAAGAAGAAGCGCAAGAGAACUACUGCUAUUACUACCACCACCACCGUUGUCUCCGCCGUAAGCAGUAGUAGUCCUAAUAAUAAUACUAUUACAAGCGGUGCUGGCAGCAGCGCUGGUAACGCUAACGGGGCUGGCGUUAGUUUAACUUCUGCAGCUACACCGAAUGUUACUACCACUACUACCGUAUAGUAUAAUAAUUUUUAUCAUUUUUUUUCCUUCUUUA